UGCUAGAUGGGCUGACCAACAGUAGUCAAGUGUGUGUGUGUUUGUGUGUGUUCGUUGGGCGAAACGUGUCUAUCAGCAAAGACACACACAUUCAUAAGCGGGAGACCUUGUAGAUAACGGGAUUUUUUUCAGGAAUUUGAAGUUUUAUGUUGGUUUCUCUGAAAUAGUUUCGAUGCUAUACUAUGUACGGCACGGAAUUUGGCCUUUGAAGCGCAGGAUUUAUCCGACUCCGUUUCCACUGAAGACUCUCCGCUCCUCCUCCCCCUCGAUGAAGCGCUGCGAUGCCCUCUGAUUUUAUAUCCCUCCUUAGCUCGGAUAUUGACCUCAAUUCCCCUAAAUCUCUAUACUCUAAAGAGUCAGUAUAUGACCUCCUCCCCAAAGAGCUCCAGCUUCAGCCAUCGUCCACCCAGACAGACCCACCCACCAUGAGCCAGAAGAGCGGGGGAGAGGCGGGACCUCCUCCCUCUGCAACGUUGGCCUCAGAUGCCACCUCUUCCACCUCCAGCCCCUCUGCCUCUUCCUCCCUGGCCAUGGGCCUCUCUACUUCUUCCUCAGACCACCUCACGGUCUCUCAGCACCUCCACUCCACGGGAGCGGACGGGCCCGGAGCGUCAGAGAUGCAAGGCAUGGAGGCGGCCGGAUCGGCGCCCAGCAGAGGCGGCGGCGGCGGCGGAGCGAGCGCCACAGGCGGGGACGGAGGGACCGGCGUGCUGUCGGGGCUGGGCGUGCAGCAGCUGCAGAACACGCCGUCAAAGCGGAGGCCCGUGUUGAGCAUCUCGCCGCCGCCCGAAGAUCUGUUUGACGACAGCCAAAUGUCGUGCCAAGAGGAGCCCGCCGUCGCCGCGGCGGCGUGUCCGGACUCGGAGCACAGCAGCAGCAUGUGGGCCGACGACUCCGUGUCCAACUUCAGCAUCAUCAGCUCUGCCUCGUACAACGACAACACGGAGGUGCCACGCAAAUCCAGGAAACGGACGCCCCGCCAGCGACCGGGCCCCAAGCCGACCCCUCCGGAGGACAGCAUGGACGUGUUUGACGCGGACAGCGCCAAGGGUCCUCACUUUGUCCUCUCACAGCUGAGCACAGACAAGACCAGCUCAAUUGCGAGCUCUCUCGAUUCAGGAACUGCGGUGAAAGGUGGCUCGCUGUCUGCCCAGUUUCCUCAGAGGAGUGACGGGAAGGAGCUGAAGAUCCUGGUGCAGCCAGAGACCCAGCACCGAGCCCGGUACCUGACGGAGGGCAGCAGAGGUUCAGUUAAAGAUCGCACACAGCAAGGAUUCCCAACUGUCAAGUUGGAAGGCAUUAGCGAACCAGUGGUUCUCCAGGUGUUUGUUGCCAACGACGCGGGCAGAGUGAAGCCUCACGGUUUCUAUCAGGCGUGUCGAGUAACGGGACGCAACACCACCGCCUGUAAGGAGGUGGACAUAGACGGCACAACGGUGAUAGAGAUCCCUCUGGAACCCAGCAACGACAUGACGCUAGCCGUGGACUGCGUGGGGAUUUUGAAGCUGCGUAACGCGGACGUGGAGGCGCGAAUCGGCGUGGCGGGGUCCAAGAAGAAAAGUACACGAGCCAGGCUGGCCUUCAGGGUCAACAUCCCCCAACCCGACGGCUCGGUGCUCACCUUGCAGGUCCCCUCAUCACCCAUCCUCUGCACCCAGCCAGCUGGACUUCCAGAGAUCCUGAAGAAGAGUCUCCACAGCGGCUCGGUGAAAGGAGGCGAGGAGGUUUUUAUAAUUGGAAAGAACUUCCUCAAAGGAACUAAAGUCAUAUUUCAGGAGAACAUCGCAGACGACAAUUCCUGGCAAGCCGAGGCGAAGAUUGAUACGGACCUUUUUCAUCAGAACCAUUUGGUGGUGACCGUCCCUCCGUUCCACAGCCAGUCCAUCACCUCUCCAGUGUCCGUGGGGAUUUUUGUGAUGACCAAUGCCGGUCGAUCACACGAGGCCCAGGCUUUCACCUACACUCCAGAAUCAGCCGAUAGUUCAAGCGGCCAGACGGUCAAAACAGAAGGAGCAUCGCUGGUCAACACCUGCAUCUUCGACGGUCAGAUCAAAUCCGUGUCCUCGGAGCAGAGCGACUGCUCUGGUCAGCCUUCCAAGCGGCAGGAGGACACGCCCAUGGAGGUCUCCAGCAACCCUCAACCCACAGAUGUUUUCAAACCGUCCCCGGACCCUCUGAUCUCAGUGCAGCAGACUCUGGAGCUCAACUCGAGCCCGCAUCCAGGAGGAGAGGCUUUCGAGAGCCCGAUGCCCCUGCAGCCUGAAGACGUCGAGCUUCCCCAGGCGCCGCCCGUCUUUCCCAGCCUGGAGUCUCUCGGCACCAUUCAAAAGCAAGAGAUCUCUUCCACCACAUCCUUUCCCGUGUCGGGAGACACCACCAUCCCCCCGGUGACACCGGAAGUCCCCCAGCAGUUCCUCAGAGACCCUCAAGAAAGCCUUUCUCCGGAGAGCUCCGAUAACGGCGGGACCAUCUUGGUCGUAGCCAUGCCUCAGAUGGCGGCUCCCGCUCAGCCGCCACCACAGCAGACCCAGGUAGACCCGUUUCCCCAUGAGGGCGUGGCCCAGUUGGAGCGGGCGGUGAGGGAGCUGCAGGCUGGAGGCACCACCACCCUGGAGCAGGUGCUGGAGGUGGCGGUGGCGCAGCAGCAGCUCAACUCCGUGCUCUACAGCCCGGCGCCGUCGGCAGAGUCCUUACAGCAGCAUGUCCAGGAGAACAUGAACAGCCUGCGGUUGGGCAACUCCGAUGGCUCCCUGUCGGCGCGACAACAGAUACAAAUGCAACAACAGCAGCAGCAGCAACAGAUACAAAUGCAGCAACAACAGCAGCAGCUGCAGCAGCAGUACCAGCAACAGCAACAAAUCCUUGAAAACCUGCAGCAGCAGCAGCAGCAACAACAACAGCAGCAGCUGCAGCAGCAGGUCCUCAGCAACAUGCAGAUCCAACAGCAGCUCAUGCUGCAGCCUCAAGACCAACAGCAGCUGCAGCAGCAGCAGCAGCAGAUGAUGGAGAAUAUCCAGCAGCAGCUGCAGCAGAAUCAGCAACAGCAGGUCCUGAACAACAUCCAGCUCCAGGAUCAGCAGCAGCAGCAGAACCAGAUCCUGAGCAAUCUGCAGCAGCAGCAGCAGGAGCAGCAGGUCCUGGAGAAGCUGCAGCAGCAGCUGCAAGCCGAGCUGCUGCAGCCACAGAUUCACUCCUCCCCCCAGGCGCAGCAGCCCGUCUCCCUGCUGCAGCAGGCGGGAGAGCUGCUCACUAUCCAGACCAGCUUCCCGACGCCGCCGCCGUCCCACACGUCCCCGCCGCAGCAACUCUUCCAGUCGCCGCAGCCGCUGGCCGAGACCCAGAGCUCCCAGCAGCAGGUGCAGGCCGCCCUGCUCCAGAACACGCUGACGGUCCUCUCCGGCGGCGGUCUCGGAUCCGAGCAGCAGCCCACGGGGUCCACCAUAUUCCUGUCCACCAACCCUCAGCCGCAGCAGUCACAGCAGCAGCCCCAGCUGGCCUUCAUCUCUUCCAUGGAGACGUCGUCCAGCCAGCCCCAGCCCGUUUCCAUGUUCCAGAACCAGCCCCCGACCCAGCUCUCCCAGCCAAUGGAGCAACAGCAAUCCCCGCAGCAGAACCAGCAGCCGCCGCAGCAGCUCCCGCUGGGCCAGCAGGGCACCUUGUUCCAGAGCAUCCCAAACCACUCGCAGGCUAACGCCGUCCCCCAGAACCAGAUCGCUCAGCCCCAGCAGACGGGCCUGCUCCUCUGUACUUCGGAUCUACUGUUCACCACCCCGGCUCAAGCCGCGCCCCCCAUCGCAAGCAUCAGCGUCGGAAUCCCCCAACCGGACGCAGCCGAGCCCAUGUCGUUCCAGGUCCAGAGCUCCUCCGGCAGCAGCGCCGCGCCCGCCGCGAACCAGCAACAGAGCCUGUUCCAGGAGCAGCAGCCCAUGCAGGUGACCCCGAGCUCCGGUCAGGUUCCCAACAGUCAGCCGGUGAAGCUGUUCAUCCCGCAGACAUCCCUGUCAGGGCUGCAGGGGACCAUUGGCUCCCAGGAGCUCAACACCGAGGCGGCAGCUCCGACUACAACCAUCUUUGUGGUGCAGGGUGGCGUCGGCGUGGUCGCCAACCCGGGCCAGCAGCCGCCAGAGCAGCUGUUCCAGACCGCAGUGGGCGGCACCGUAGCGCCGCAGGGGCAGCCCAACCUAUUUGUCUUUGGCAUCCAGAAUGACUCAUCCCAGUUGCUGAGUUCUUCUGGACCGAACCUGCCCGCUCAGACCCAAGCCCAGAACUCCGGUCACAUGCAGCCUCUACUGGAUCAGCCCAUGCCGCAGGCCGCGCCCGGCAUGCACAGCAAUCUGCAAAACACUCUGCAGGCACAAAUGCAGACCAGCCUAGAAAAUGCACUGCAGUCAAACACCCAAACUCCAAUGCAGACUCAGAUACAGAGCAGCUUGCAGAAUCAGAUGCAGGCGACCAUUUCUGCAACGUCUGGCAUGGAUAAAAUCGAGGACAUCCUGGAAAGUCUGCAGAAGCAAUGAGACGGGUCGGGACACGUGUGGCUUAAAGUUACAUUUCAUCAAAUUGGCAAAGGUGGCGUGUUGGUUUUUGCGCCAAUGCCAUGAAACAAAACAAAACAAACAAAAAAUCUUAAUGCUUAAUAACAAUAUGCCCUUUUACUAAAAACCCAAAUUAUGAGGUUUGACAUGAUUUUUAAAAGGUCAUUAUUAAUUCAUUAUUAAUUUUAGCUAUCGUUCAUUACUCUUGAAUUGUUGAAUCCACCUUUGUAAUUACCCAUCCUGCAAGUUAACGAGGCCCGGAGUAACUGCUCGAUGCAUUAAUGUUAAAAAAGAA
This is a messenger RNA of Poecilia latipinna (sailfin molly), 4830 nucleotides long. It is a transcript of the gene nfat5a, whose product is annotated as nuclear factor of activated T cells 5a. The transcript has 13 exons. Gene Ontology annotation, molecular function: DNA-binding transcription factor activity, RNA polymerase II-specific; RNA polymerase II cis-regulatory region sequence-specific DNA binding; transcription factor binding. Gene Ontology annotation, biological process: cytokine production; regulation of transcription by RNA polymerase II; calcineurin-NFAT signaling cascade. The record is from RefSeq and is a predicted model, not a curated record. Gene Ontology annotation, cellular component: transcription regulator complex. Lineage: Eukaryota; Metazoa; Chordata; Actinopteri; Cyprinodontiformes; Poeciliidae. Bases 282 to 4517 code for a protein of 1411 amino acids.